Messenger RNA from Pyricularia oryzae 70-15, 1961 nucleotides. Its product is annotated as histone acetyltransferase type B catalytic subunit. The record is from RefSeq and is a predicted model, not a curated record. The transcript is spliced from 3 exons. Lineage: Eukaryota; Fungi; Ascomycota; Sordariomycetes; Magnaporthales; Pyriculariaceae. Gene Ontology annotation, molecular function: histone H4 acetyltransferase activity. Gene Ontology annotation, biological process: subtelomeric heterochromatin formation. Gene Ontology annotation, cellular component: nucleus. The coding region runs from base 254 to 1660 and encodes 468 amino acids.
CGCGACAUUGUCAAACGCGUAAAGCUCUAUCCCUCUCGACAUAAUCCCACCUCAUCACCAGUUUGCCUACCUUGCCUACCACUCAGCCGAAAGAAAGAAGCAGAAACGCCAAUCUGCAAUUGCUGGAGGCCUAACUCUCGAUCUAAAAAAAAAAAAAAAAAAAAGAGAGCAACUCGAAUUGCACGGUGCUUGGAUAUCCUCUUCCAUUAUCGUCACAAUCGCCAUACGAAGCCAGGCGCAUCGCAUCUGAGAGAUGGCUGAAUCUGAUUUAUGGUCCGUGGAUGCCAAUUCGGCAUUGGAGCUGAGUCUAGUAGAGCCAACCGAAGAUGGCUUGACGACAGUGACCCGUUUUCACCCACGCUUCACAUACCCUCUCUUUGGUGAAGAGGAACAAAUCUUCGGUUACCAAGAUCUGAAGAUCAACCUCCAAUACCAUGCCCCAGAUAUGCGCCCCAAUGUCAAGAUCACCCACAGCAAGAAGUUCAAAUCCAUUGGCGAGACCCAGCCAACAGAUCUUGAUGCCUUGCUCCAGGGGUAUCUCCCUCCCGUCGCUUUCGCCAAGAAACGUGAGUUCGAAGAUGCUAUUCGCUUGAUGCCGGCCGACUGGACACCUCCGGGCGAGAUUCUCUCGGAGUUUGAUGGCGUAGAUGGUGCCAAGUUUGAAAUCCGACGGUCCAACCUCGCCGACGAUGCGUCAAGGCAAAUUAUAGAUCGCGUACAACUCCUCAUACUGCUGUUCAUCGAGGGUGGCAGCUACAUCGGCACCGAUACCACGGACUCACUCGAUCGCUGGGAUAUAUUCUUCCUUUACAACAUAAAACCCUCGACGACUGACGGCACCUCGCGCUACCAAUUUGCGGGAUACUCUACCGUAUACAAAUUCUUCCCACUGCAGCGGUUUCCGCUUGAGCCGAAGGAGGCACAUGAGAAUCUCGAACUACCCUCUGGAGAGUUUCCCUUUUCAAAUCUGCGUAGUCGUACUCGCAUAUCGCAAUUCCUCAUCCUCCCACCGUUCCAAAAAUCAGGGAAUGGAUCUCGCCUCUAUCGCACGAUAUACGACUACUGCCUACGUGACCCCAAUGUAAUCGAGGUCACCGUAGAGGAUCCCAAUGAGGCUUUUGACGACAUGAGAGACGUCGCAGAUUUGGACUUUCUCCGCCAAAAAUCCGAAUUCACCGACCUCCGUAUCAAUACAGACAUUCAUAUACCAAAACAAGGCGCCGCUCCACGUGGUGUCGUCGACGAGGUUAAGUCUGAGGAGGCGCGUUGUCUGUACAGGAUCGCGCCGAGACAGUUUUCGAGGGUAUUGGAGAUGCACCUCAUGUCGAGACUUGCAGAGACGGUGAGGCCGACUCUGGUAGAUGACAAGGUCGUUGCCAAACCCACCAAGAUCGAGACCCACGAGUAUGACUUGUGGAAGCUGUUCGUGAAACAGAGACUUUACCGGCAUAACAAGGAAGUCCUGAGCCAACUUGACCGCCAUGAUCGCAUUGAGAGGCUAAAUGAGACUUUGGGCAGUGUGGAACUCGAGUACGCUCGUAUUUUGGCCCUUGCUGAGAGGCGGACCCAGGCCACCAGCUCAAACCUCAAGCGCAAGCUGGACGACGACGAAAACACGGAGGGAAGCUCGAGCAAGAAGGCGCGGGUUGAGGACGCAUAGUUGGUUACUCAAUUCAGAACCACUGGUUUGCAGGCCGCUAAUCUUCGAUUGCCAGAGGAGAACUUUGAAUCUGAUCCCGGUAACACAGCUGUUUUGACCUGGACUGCGAGGGGCAGUAGGUUACGAUACCCAUGACAGGCUGUUUCUCUGGUUUCUCAAUACACAAGGAUGGAUGUAAUAUACUGUAUUCGGAGUCUGGAUUGGACGACAAGAUCGUAUGGGCGAAAUCGCAGGUCACACUGCCAUUCAUGCUACCUAGGAAAUCUCAUUGCUACAAUAUCCGCAUGCAUGUUGCUCACCA